Molecule: messenger RNA, 3555 nt
Organism: Iphiclides podalirius (scarce swallowtail)
Lineage: Eukaryota; Metazoa; Arthropoda; Insecta; Lepidoptera; Papilionidae
Source: the annotation of a GenBank genome assembly
AUGAAACUCAAAAAAUUGAAAGUCGAUAGUGAAGCUCCCGUUCAACCGGAACCAGUUGUUCCUCCUCAAGCAGAAAUAAUUGAGGCAGAUUUAUACAAGAGAACUUAUUUCGGUCCCGAUGUACCUACGUUGGAACUAGAUUGCUGGGAAGAGGAGUUGUCAGAAGUACAGCUACAAGCAUAUAAAAAUGCCGAUGAAGAGUAUAAAAGUAUUCAAAACAAGUUGGAUGAUAUAGUUAAGAGCACUGGUGGUGAAAUAGUCUACAAUGGUGACCAAUUCACUGCCUACCAACUUUUAGGAAAGCAACCUGUGCUGAAAGAUUUGGAAAGGCAGAGUGCAGAGAUUAUUCGUUCAAGGUCUCGCUCUCUUUCUAUUAGUAAAGAAGCAGCACCCAAAACUGGAAGGAGAGGUCGCCCACGAAAAGUACGCGAAGAAGACUAUGAUUACUCCCCAGCUUCUGAUCGGACCAAGUCACCUGAACUACGACAUAAGAAGAAAAAGAAGGAUAAAGACAAAUAUAAGGAGAAAGAAAAAGAUAAGGACAAAGAUAAGGAAAGCACAAAAACAAAGGAUAAAACCCUUGCCCCAUCAAAUGUCCACAGUGUUGUGACAAAUGUUCGGCCAUCCGAGAAUACGGCCAUUGGCGGAUUGCUGACCGGUAGUGCCACUAAAUCUACUACAAUCGUCGACCUUACUAAGGAGGAGAGCAAUAAAAAUGUUGCUGACUCCCGUGAGGUGUCAUUUAACAAGUUGCAGGGCAAGACGUUCCCGUCGCUGGUGGUGGUGGCGCGGCCGUACCUGCGCGCGAAGGAGGCGCCCCCCGCCGCGGACCGCGCUGCGCUGGACAGCAAGGUCAAGUCGGUGCUCAUCCACACGCCCAUGAAGUUCACCGAGUGGCUCAUCCAGCAGGGACUGGUGCGCUGCGAGCAGUGGUGUCUGCUCCACCCGCAAAACAAGCUCAAACUGGGUAUGUACUCGGACGUGUCGAAGUUCCCGUACUCCGGCGGCUACGUGUGGAUAUCCGAGUGCUGCCCCACGCGCUUCGUGUCUGUGUUCUCCAGCUCGAUCUUCGAGGCGGCCACCUUCCCGCCGAGCGUGCUGCUCAAGCUGAUCUACCACUGGGCGUGCCAGACCAACGUUCAGAACGUGGUGCAGUGGGUCAAGGUGGACAACCUGUACGUGAAGAGCCUGUUCACCUGGCUGCGCGCCGUAUGCACUGCCGCCAUACACCAGCACAUGGGCCUGCUGGGCGGCUCCGGCAAGAAGGUGGAGGUGGGCGUUAUCUCGCUCGGCACCACCAGCCACGACGGCACCCAGAGGCAGGUCAAGGUCGAGGUGCUCGGCGUGCUGGACCCCGUCGACAAGUUGAUCCGCUUGCGCGCCGUCGAGCCGCUGGCCGAAUACGAGAAGAACUACAAGAAACGCUUCCAGAAGAUUUUGGAGCCGCUCAGCACGUGGGUGCACCCCUCCUCUGUGAUCCUCACCGACCUGACGGUGGACAAGGGCACCCUGGUCUCCAUGGGCUUCAAGCACGUGGUGCAGUCCUCGUCGCACUCCGACCAGCCCUCGCGUAACAGCAACGCCAACAUCAUGGAGUACCUGCGCCGCAUCGUGCCCAGAAUGUUCCAGAAUACGCUGUCCUUGCUCUCCAGACAGAUAAUACAGCAGUUCCUGGACGAACUGGUGUGGAGGGAGAGAUUCGGCGUAUCACCUGGACAAGCGUUCGACAACAUAGUGCUGCACAUAUCGGAGCAGACCAAACUGGAGGCUAAAGAUGCUAUUACCGUGCGUCUGAACAAGAUCGCCGCCAACCCAUUCAAGAAUUGGAAGUAUCCCAGCAAGAAAAAAGACAAAUCUGAGCCGGAACCGGAGCCCGAUAUGGGGCGCGGUAAGCGCGGACGAAAGAAGAAGGAGGUGUCACCAGCUCCCCCGCCUAAGAAGAAGAAGAAAGAGAAGAUUGCGGCGACCACGUAUGUAGAUGACGACGACGAUGAAGAGGUGCCGCUGGCGCUGCGGCGCACGAAGAUCAAGCAGGAGAAGACGAAGGAGAGGGAGAAGGAGAAAGAGAAAGACAGAGAGAGGGAGCCGGAGCAGACGCCGCGCGCUCGGCGCAAGAUCGCGCGCUCGUACGUGGACGACGACCUGGACGACGUGCCGCUGAAGAGCAUCAAGCAGGAGGAGACGGUCUCCCUCGAGAGAUACUACUUCGGCCAGUACGGCGGCGCCGCUGAGCCGGCCAGGCUCGCCAUUGCCGUAGAGUGCCCGCUGUGCCGCGCGAUGUUCCACGACGCGUGGACCCUCACGACGCACCUGUUCGAGCACGUGGCGCCGCCCGGCGACGGCCGCGCCCUCUGCCACUACUGCCUCGGCCGCUUCCCCGACCGCGAAGAGCUGCAGCUGCACCUCAAGCACAACCACCCCGUCGACACCAAGUCGCCGGAGCUCUUCACAUACGCCUGCCUCAUUUGCGAGGUGCGCUUCGCGGCGGUGCUGACGCUGGCGUCGCACAUGCAGAAGGCGCACGCGCCCCGCGAGCUGCCGUACGCGUGCGCGGCGUGCGACUUCCGCGCGUCCGCGCACCGCGCCACCCUCGACCACUGCGCCGCCGCGCACGCCGCCUCCGCCCAGCUCCACUGCCCGCACUGCCUCAAGGUAAUCACAGUGUAUGUGGAUGGAUACGAAUUGACAGCGAAUGUGCUGCUGUAUAUCGACCACCUUAAGCAACAUCAAAACAAAGAGCUUGAGGUCAGCUGCAACAGAUGCGUUCUCAAGUUUGUUCACCUUGGCCAGCUGAAGGAACAUCAAGUCAGGGAUCACAUCACAGUAGAAGACGCUAUACCAUUGUGUUCCGAAGAGCAUUUGAUAAAUAAACCCAAGAACAAGGCCCGCCCACCGGUCAAGGACUCCACCAGCCACGGCAUCAGCGACACCUACGAAUCGCUCACCCUCGUGCUGCCCGAUGGACUCCUCUGCAGGGAGUGCGACACGCCCCUGGACAGCGACAAGCAUUUCCUCGGGCUGACGAAGUGCAGCAAGUGCCCGUACGCCACCUCGUGCUACCGCGCCAUGCUGCGCCACAGCGGCUACUGCGCGGGGCAGCACUCGCUCGAGGACGCGCCCCGCCGCGCCCCCUACCGCGCGCACUGCGUCUGCGGCUACGCCACCGACAUAGGAACGGACAUGCUGUCCCAUCUGCUCGUAUGCGAGCGCAAAACUGCGUACAGCUCCGAAGAGGAGGCGCGCGCCAACAUCGCCAAUUCGGACGAAAGUAACUCCAACAAAGCGUCGCAGGAACCAGCGCCAGUUGAAAAUCCGGUCGAAAACAUGGCACCGAUAGCGGAUUACGCUCCCCCGUCCGUUCUCAACACUCAACUGUCUCUGGACGAUCUCGCACCGCCCUCGGUUCUACAGACUGAUCAGCAUGACACCGAGUUAUUGAAAGAUACAUAUGACCGACCACUGGCUACUCCUCGGCACGAAGAGGCACACUACAGUCUUGGAGAUUUUGAACCAUUACCGCAGGAACCUCCCCCACAACCAGACUUUGAACAACUA